CCCGGGACUCGUGGCCCUGAACAGCCCAGGAGGGGCCGGUACCCGUGCCCUGAGUCCCGGCCCUCCGCGGCUUAGCCUCCCUGCAGCCCCUCAUUGGAGGAGGCAUGGUCUUCUGUGUGGAGAACGAGGACCGUCGCCGACCGCUGCGAAGCACCAUGGUCCACUUCCAGGCAUCAGAAGUCCAGCAGCUGCUACACAACAAGUUCGUGGUCAUCUUGGGGGACUCCAUCCAGCGGGCUGUGUACAAGGACCUGGUGCUCCUGCUCCAGAAAGACUCACUGCUUACAGCUGCCCAGUUGAAAGCCAAGGGGGAGCUGAGCUUUGAACAGGACCAGCUGGUGGCUGGGGGCCAGCUGGGCGAGCUGCACAACGGCACGCAGUACCGGGAGGUCCGUCAGUUCUGUUCGGGCUCUGGCCACCACCUUGUGCGCUUCUACUUCCUCACCCGUGUUUACUCCGAGUACCUGGAGGGCGUCCUGGAGGAGCUGACUUAUGGGCCUACCCCGGACCUGGUGAUCAUCAACUCCUGCCUCUGGGAUCUCUCCAGGUAUGGCCGCUUCUCAAUGGAGAGCUACCGAGAGAAUCUGGAGCGGGUGUUUGUACGAAUGGACCAGGUGUUGCCAGACUCCUGCCUGCUGGUGUGGAACAUGGCGAUGCCCCUGGGGGAGCGUGUCACCGGGGGUUUCCUUCUGCCAGAGCUCCAGCCCCUGGCAGGCUCUCUGCGGCGAGAUGUGGUUGAAGGGAACUUCUACAGUGCUACGCUGGCUGGGGACCACUGCUUCGAUGUCCUGGACCUUCACUUCCAUUUCCGGCAUGCAGUACGGCACCGUCACCGGGAUGGUGUCCACUGGGACCAGCAUGCCCACCGCCACCUCUCACACUUGCUUCUGACCCAUGUCGCCGAUGCCUGGGGCGUGGAGCUACCCAAGCGUGACUAUCCCCCUGACUCGUGGAUUGAGGACUGGCCGGAACCGGAUCAUCUGCUCCAGGGAAACCAUGGGCAGCCCCCAGACUUUGGGGAGCAACUUCCCUUGCCCCCACCCUGUCCCUCUCCUCUCCCUCCUCCCAUGCCUUUUCCCUUCUCCCUCCCUCAGCCUUCGCUGCCUCCCCUGUUCCCACCCCUCUCCCAGGAUGCCCCUUUUUUCCCAGGUCAGCCCUUCCCGCCUCAUGAAUUCCUCAAUUAUAAUCCAGUGGAAGACUUCUCAGUUCCACCCCACUUAGGCUGUGGUCCUGGAGCAAACUUUGUGCCUGGCCCUUUGCCACCUCCGGUCCCUGGCCCAGUCCCCCAUGGUCACCACCGGGCCCCCGUGGUCCAUCGGGGGAUGCCACGCUGUGUACCCAAUGGCCCCUACCAUGUGCCGAGGAUGGGGGGGCCCUGCAGGCAGCGACUCAGACACUCAGACAGACUGAUCCACACAUACAAACUGGACAGACGGCCUCCUGCCCAUUCGGGGACAUGACUUGGGUAGGCUGGAUAUUGGGCUGGGGUUGGAUGUGUCAGUGGUCUCGCAGGGCUUGCUUGCCAUCCCUGAUUGGGCCCGGGUAUCUGCUAUGCGCGGUGUUGUUCUUGUCCAUUGCUAUCACCAAUAAAGGCAUGGAAGAACAGAGUGGCAUCUUCCUGUGUGAAGGAGCGAGUCUCCCAAACUAUGAUCUUAAAAGCUGGGGAGGCUCCACCCUUUGACUGUUCAUCCCACACUGUUUAGAAAUCAUUGUGUGCAUUCUUCUCUUGUCUGACACAUUCACUGCUACUCACACCAGAAUACAUGUGUGCUGAAGAAAGAUCUUGGGGGGGUUCUGCUGUUGUCAGCAGCUUUUUGGGAUUGACACUAAGGUCUGAGUUACAAUAUUUAAAUGGAAUUUUGGAUCUGGCUAAUUCUCUCCUUUACCAGUCUCAUGCAUCUGUGUGUACAUUCAGCAUUCAGCUAUUGGAGGUAGACAUGUACCUUGUCUUCCACAUUACUUGGUGCAUGAUGGAUACUCCAAAAGUGGUUGAAACCAAACAAGAAACUCCCAAACGCGAGCGGGAAACUGAUUCUAAGCCCAUCAUUUAAUACAUGUAAUGUGCA
This is a messenger RNA of Talpa occidentalis (Iberian mole), 2066 nucleotides long. RefSeq names its product PC-esterase domain containing 1A (gene PCED1A). The transcript has 8 exons. The record is from RefSeq and is a predicted model, not a curated record. Lineage: Eukaryota; Metazoa; Chordata; Mammalia; Eulipotyphla; Talpidae. The coding region runs from base 105 to 1460 and encodes 451 amino acids.